This is a messenger RNA of Trichobilharzia regenti, 993 nucleotides long. The record is from the annotation of a GenBank genome assembly. NCBI's taxonomy places the organism in Eukaryota, Metazoa, Platyhelminthes, Trematoda, Strigeidida, Schistosomatidae.
AUGGCGGGAAAUAUAGGAUUCAAUUUUGGUUCAUCUAGUGCACAUUUAUGUCCAACUUUAAAGCCUGCAGUAAAUUUCGAUCCAGAAGGUGACUGUGAGCGAAUGCGUAAAGCAAUGCAUGGCUUGGGUACAGAUGAAGCAGAAUUAAUCGAAGUUAUGGCUCAUAGAUCAGCAGAACAACGUCAAAUUCUUGUACAAAAAUAUCGAUCAUAUUAUGGAAAAGAUUUAGCAGCAAAAUUUAAAUCAGAAAUUAGUGGACAUUUUUAUGAUACAAUGGAAGCUCUGUGUAUGACACCAGCUGAAUUUGGUGCUAGUGAACUUUAUAAAGCUAUGAAAGGCGCAGGUACAGAUGAAUCAGCAAUCAUUGAAAUUCUAUGCACACGAUCCAACCUUGAAUUGAGACAGAUUAAAGAAGCCUAUGGACGUUUAUUCAGCGGAGCAAAUCUUGAACAAGAUAUUGCUGGUGACACUUCUGGUGAUUUUAAACAUAUAUGCAUUGCACUCCUACAAGCAUCCAGAGAUGAAUGUCCAUCAGUUGACGUGACGCGUGCACGUAAAGAUGCUGAAGAUCUUUACAAAGCAGGGGAACAAAAAUGGGGAACGGAAGAAUCAAAAUUCAUUCAAGUAUUUGUCUCAAGAUCUCAUGCUCAUUUGCAAGCCGUAUUUGCAGAGUAUGCAACUUUGAGUCAAAAAGGUAUAGAAGGUGCUUUAAAAUCUGAAUUCAGUGGCUGGAUACUUGAAGCUUUACUUGCUAUUGUUGCUUGUGUAAAUAAUCCAGCAUUGUUUUUCGCUGAAAAACUCAAGUAUGCUAUGAAAGGAGCUGGGACGGAUGAUAGAACACUUAUUCGUAUUAUAGUUUCACGUUGUGAAGUUGAUAUGGGCGCGAUUAAACAUGAAUUUCAUCAACUAACUGGAAAGUCAUUAGAAUCAUGGGUUGAGGGUGAUACAAGCGGAGAUUACCGUCGAUUAUUAUUAGCCCUUAUUAGUGGUUAA